Molecule: messenger RNA, 4766 nt
Organism: Liolophura sinensis
Lineage: Eukaryota; Metazoa; Mollusca; Polyplacophora; Chitonida; Chitonidae
Product: divergent protein kinase domain 1B-like
Exons: 6
Coding region: 372-1616 (414 amino acids)
Source: RefSeq, a predicted model, not a curated record
UGGUACAUGCUGACGGCUGAUAGCCCAGCCAAGCACAGAGUAUCGUGUGUUAAAUCAAUUUAACCGUCAUAUUAGUUUCAGUUGUCUUUAAUUAGGCUUCGACUGGACGAGGCUAAAAUAACUUUACCUGGAGGAAGGGGAGGUAAUCGUUGUGCGAUUUCAGUCAAAACAUACGUCGCCCAGCCCAACUGUUUGAGCAACAACAACCUGAAGUGUUUAUGUCAAGUCUCAAAUCAGGCUCUUGAAUUCGGUCGAAAUGGAAAAUACACCCAACUGCUUCAACAUGAAAUUAAAGAUGAGGAUUUGCCUGUGUAGUGUUGUUACAACCCGGAGGUGAGAGAGCUGGAGGAUGAGAGCAGAAGUAGGUUACAAUGAAAGUCGUCAGAUGGAAAUCAUUAAGGCAGGUAAGCCAGAUUGGGAAGAGUGACACUUUCAUUCAGUACUGUGCCUUGGUUGGGAUUGCCAUUACGUUUGUUAUCAUUUUGAUGUCAGUUAUGUGGUACGACCCCUGUGGUGGAGGACAGAUAACCAAACACUUGUGCGAGCAGUAUGAAGAAGGACUUGUGGCAGGCAGUCUGUGUUACAAGAUCUGUCGUGAGCAGUCCGUCUACUUACAGUCAUGCGUGUCGGAACAUCAAGAGCUUAAGGUUUUCUCGUUUCAAAAUUACUGGCUGAAAGUUCCAAAGUCUCUUAGUGUCAUGGCGGCCGAGGGCCAGAGCAGUGACCUUAUGCCACCAGAUGGCGCUACUAUCGAACAAUUCAAGGCUGCUCUUGCAAGCUUCCUGAACUUCAAACUAGACAAGGGAGAUCACUCUGCUCUCAUCACCAGUCUUCUGAUGUUUGCCGAUUUUAACCAAGACCAGCAGCUGUCUCUUGCAGAAGCUCAAUCCCUAUGGUCAUUAGUGCAGACUCAGGACUUUCUGAUGCUCUUUGUCUUCCGAAGGUCCAAAGAUCAUUUCACAAGGCUGAAUGAAACUUGUGGAAGCUUGUACUCUGUGGAACAAAUUCAUCACACGAGGCUAUACCAAAAACACGACACAUAUUUCCAGCGACUUUUUCCGCAGUCCUAUCUGUGGUAUGCACCCGAAUGGAAGCAUCGGGCAAACAUCGCCGUAGGUAUACUGGAUUUUGUGUUUACUGUGUACGAACAGGACGGAGUGAUAUAUAACAUGUGUGACAUGACGCCUUCCAACUUCGGUUACACGGCACAGUAUGAAUUCAAGGUCAUCGAUUUGACCUUCUUGCAUUCCAAAAACUGGUUGAGGCACAGGAUGAAGAAUGUGCCUUGUGUGAUAGAUGAGGACUGUGCAUCGGCAUCAAGCUGCCCGACAAUCUGUGAUAAGCUGACGGAACAGUGUUCAAGCGUUUUGCAGCGACCUAAUUUAUCUGCAGCCUGUGGCAUUCUGCAGGACUACAUCUUGCCCGAGGCGCCAAAGUCUAUACAAUCAGAGCUGGAGAGAUUGCUGAAAAAGUGCCACGGUCUGGACAACCACAGUGCUGGCCAGGAUAUGCAGCAAAUGGUGUUGUCUAACCAGUUGUUCAUUUUGAUUUUUGAUCAAAUAAAAUUUGGUGAAGACAGUCUCUUGUGGCAAAUUUCACAGUCUCUGGGAUUAUGAAGUUGAUGCUGACUUAACUCAAACUUCUUAAUUUUGGGAAAUGCUUUAUACCAUUGUAAAUUAUGACAUUUUAUUUAAUAUGUGUCUUUUUUUUUGUAGGUUGGAAUUUUGAUUUUAUUAAAAACUGACAGAUAUGGGGUUGAUUCAACAAGCUUUUUUGCAUUUACACGUAUGGUAAAUUCAUGCCAGUAAAACUUUAGUUGAAAUUGUUGACUCAAGUUUUGUAAGUUAAAUCUUUUUACAGAACCACAAAAUUAAUUCUUUAUUGAAGUUUUCAGUCUCAGCCUCCAUCAAAGUUAUAACAUGGGCAUUACCAUGCAAUAGUAGAACAAUUCAGGGUGUAAUUCAUGUAAGGUGACAUCAUGCUUUAGAACAAGAUCUGUAUGUUAUCAGAUAAGCUAGUGUUUACUUUUAGUCUGACCAUUUUGCAGCUAAUUCUCGUUCAGCAGGAUUUUGCCUACAAGCAAUGAAAGCAUUAUGGUGAAGAAAGAUCAUUAAAUACUGCCCUCGAAAGUAGCUGGAUUAUUUUUUUGAGACUUUCUUCUACCCAGUAAAAUGCAUUUGAAACUUUGGAUUUUACGGUGGCCUUUUCUAACCAUAUUGGGACCAGUGACGUCACAUCAGGUUUUGCCACUUCACGCGCAUAGACUACUAGAUUUUAUUAUUAUUUAUUAAGUGUAUAUACAUAUAGAUCUAUGAAUACAUUCACUGAAUGUACCUUGAAACAAGCUAUUUUAAGUAAAAAGCACGGAUGUAACUUUACUGAUAACCCUCUGGCUCAGCACAGACCACAGUAGAAUCUGAUAUUUUAAACCCAUUUUACUCGACUGGAAAAAUUCUACAACAAUAAAUCAAAACAUUUUCCUGGACAGUGUAAAUAGUCUCUUGUGUAAUAUAUACUCUAUUUUAGGGUUAUAUUUGCCUUGGAAUAAACUGUAUCCCUAUCAUUUGUCACUAUAACAUGAAGCACCAGUGUUGUAGGCCAAAUAUAAGAGAUUCAAGAAAUGGUCAAAGUGAAUGUAUAUACAUACUGUUAGUAAAAAUCUCAGGAAUUUUUGUCUGAAACUGUCUUGCUUGUAGGCGAAAAAUGUUUUAUGAUUAUCCUGGUGUCUUUUACCCGGGCAUUUUGUAAGUGUCCAUGUAUACUUGUACAUUGGAUUGUAGUUUUAAUUGUAUUUCAGGGCAUUGUCAUUAUUGUAUAAAUCCCAGUUCCAUUACACUACGUGCAUUUCGGACAGCUUGUGUGUAUUUGAUGGCACACAGGGAAAAUUUGCAAUACAUCCCAGGUUUUGACUUGUAAAUGACGUCAGCCUGUUUCAGCAUUGAGAGAGGCCUCAAAGAUGGUCAUUCUGUGUACAGUUUAUGGUCAAAUUUUCAGUUAACAGUAGUAUAUUUUCAGGGGUGCUUAAAUGGCAUAAAAUAUUUGGAGCUAAAACUUACAUUUUUCCGAGUAAAACAUCAUCCCGCCUUCCAGACAAACUUCAAAACACCUGUGCCGAGUUUCACAAAAAUGUCGCACAAUAAUCGCAGAUAUAGGGCAAGGCUACAGCAGUAGUGAUGUGAAAAAUAUUAUACCAAAAUGUCGUACGUGAAACUGACCCCUAUUAUCAGCAUAACUCUGGGAAUCUGGCAAAAUGUGUGAUUUUUGUCAUUUUACGUAAUUUACUGUAAUCAUGAAUUUGCAAAGGAAUAGAGGAAGUUACAGUUUCAUUUGCAUUCCGUGUGAUUAUUAAAUGGCAUUCCUCCCACCAUAGUGCUGGUCGCCGUCGUAUCAGUACGGGGUAAAAUAUUCUUCAGUACAGCAUAAAACACCAAUAAAAUAAAAUAAUAAAUAAAUGCAAAGAUCUGUGUCAUUUGUCAUCCCUGAGGCCAGGUCCCUUUGCAUUUUUGAAAUGUUUUUGUACGUUGAAUAUGGUGAUAACAGUAUUUUGAAUAAUUAUAGGCGAGUGCCGUCUAAUUAAUUAUGGUUCACAUCACUGUUUUUUUUUUUUUAUACCUAAUGCUGCUUAAGCUAUGGCGCUCCGGGGCGUGUGCUGUAUUUGCUACUAUUUAAUCAUUUACAUGAACAGUCAGAGUAAAAACUAGCUCUGUAGGGUUGUGAUUACGUCUAUUAUCAUAGCCCGGUCUUGAUCCAUGAGCUUACCUUGAACACCUCUGUACUUCCUGUGCUGGCUUCAAUACACUUCUGUUGGCUGCCAAAUAAUGUCUCUCUCCGUACUCAUAGUUGUCUCAGGCUAUUGACUCCUGCUUGAUGUCCAUACAAGGGAGAAAACUACUGACGCUACUAGCAAUUAGCAUAUUUGCUACAUUUCACUCGUUGCGUGUGCGUCCAUGUGCGAGUUAGUAAUUCAUCGGCUUUACCUAAUUAAAACAAUGAAGCGAAAGGGAAUCAGUAACAAGCAAAACAUAACUUGGAAAUCUGACUGAUUCGAGUAGCACUACCCUGACAGUUGCAAUGCGAAACGCUUUCUUUAUGUGUCGUCGUCGCCGAAGAAGCUUAUUUUUCGCGCUAUUUCUUCAAAUAAAAGCACCCACAUCUGUCACUGGUUGUUGCACAUGUAUUCCAACACUUGACGCUAUGAGCUAUUUCGACAAGCUCACAUUUUUCGCGUUAUCACCUUUUUUUCUGAAAAUUGUCAAGUUCAUUCUUUAUCCCAUGCUCCCCUGCAGAACUACCGCGAAAGAGUUUACUUCAGGAAAGGUACCAGACUAAAAAAAACAACCCUUCUGCGCAAGACAGAGCGAAGUAUCCUAGGACACAUUUGAUCUGGUUUCGUAUUGUAGCUCUCGUGGCUGCGCCACUGCAAUCUGUGUUACAUUUUUGCAACCAGCGAAACAUUGCGUAUUUUUGUGCAUGUUCUCAUUUCUGUUAGAUGAUGACUGGAGCCAUAAUUCGAAUUUGGGAAAGUAAAACGGAAAGUAAAAGGAUGUCACUCAGCAUCAUCAGAAUUAGAAAAUAGUAUUUUUCGACAAUUUUCAUAUUGUGCAGAUUUUACAGACUAGUAUUUGAUACAAGUUUCAUGUCAAAUUAAAUGUGCAAUAGUAAAACCUUUUAACCUGUUUCGUAUGGAUUUGUUCAGACAGUUUUUGUAGGAACUAUAGUUAUUUGUCUUAAUUGGGGAAUGUUGCCAAGGAAGCGUUAAGGUCAUU